Gilbertella persicaria is the source of this 645-nucleotide messenger RNA. RefSeq names its product ER lumen protein retaining receptor. Gene Ontology annotation, molecular function: ER lumen protein retrieval receptor activity. NCBI's taxonomy places the organism in Eukaryota, Fungi, Mucoromycota, Mucoromycetes, Mucorales, Choanephoraceae. Bases 1 to 645 code for a protein of 214 amino acids. The transcript is spliced from 3 exons. Gene Ontology annotation, cellular component: cis-Golgi network; endoplasmic reticulum; membrane. Gene Ontology annotation, biological process: protein retention in ER lumen; endoplasmic reticulum to Golgi vesicle-mediated transport. The record is from RefSeq and is a predicted model, not a curated record.
AUGAACAUUUUUCGGUUGUGCGCAGACUUGACACACUUGGCUUCUAUCUUUAUUCUACUUGCAAAGAUAAGACAAAGUCGUUCUUGUGUUGGUAUUUCACUCAAGUCUCAAAUUUUAUAUAUCAUUGUCUUUUUGACGCGAUACAUUGAUGUUGUCUAUAAAUUUCACUCUAUCUACAAUACCUGUAUGAAGAUUUUCUUCCUUGCUUCGUCCUUUUAUGUGUUGUAUUUGAUGAAAGUUAAAUUUAAAGCCACAUAUGAUCCAAACCUCGAUACGUUCCGUAAUGAAUACUUGGUCUUGUUUGCUGGUGUCUUGUCUGUCGUUCUUUGCUAUGAAUACACACCUGUUGAAAUUCUCUGGUCUUUCUCUAUUUGGUUAGAAUCAGUGGCUAUUUUACCACAAUUAUUCAUGUUGCAACGUACAGGUGAAGCAGAGACAAUCACAACACAUUAUAUUUUUGCUUUGGGUGCUUAUCGUACUCUCUAUUUGUUUAAUUGGGUCUAUCGUUACUAUUAUGAACCUAAUUAUACUGUGGAUUGGAUUGCAUCUGUUGCUGGUUUAUUACAAACUGCUUUGUAUAGUGAUUUCUUUUAUAUUUAUUAUGUCAAAGUUGUCAAGGGCCAAAAGUUUGAAUUACCUAAGUAA